This is a messenger RNA of Lepisosteus oculatus (spotted gar), 4005 nucleotides long. NCBI's taxonomy places the organism in Eukaryota, Metazoa, Chordata, Actinopteri, Semionotiformes, Lepisosteidae. The record is from RefSeq and is a predicted model, not a curated record.
UUCUGGUGUAAAAUUAAAAUCCAAACACCUCCCAAGGAAAAAUGAAGCUCCUUUGCGUCUUCUUGCCUGUGUUGGUUCUGCUGAUGGUGACGGUCCGGUGUUCCUCAGCUCGGCAAUUUCGAAAGCAACGGUAUGGACGAUCGACCUGGAGAGACUUUUCUUACGCCCAGGAGUACCUGUCCAAAUACUACGACUCGGAGGAGGAGAGCACGGGCCUGCUGAGAGCCCCCCGCCAGCCGCUGGCGCGCAAGCUGAGGGAGAUGCAGUCGUUCAUGGGGCUCCGAGUGACGGGCCGGCUGGACCGCAGCACCAUGUCGCUGAUCCAGACCCCGCGCUGCGGCGUCCCUGAUGUGGAGAACUACCGGCUCUUUCCUGGGGCGCCCAAGUGGAAAACAAACACCAUCACAUACAGGGUGGCGAAGUACACAUCCUCCCUGACGCGCGCGGAAGUGGAUCACGCCGUCGAUAUGGGGCUCAGCGUCUGGAGCAGCGUCACCCCCCUGCACUUCCAGAAGAUCCACAGCGGCGAGGCAGACAUCAUGAUCUCCUUCGAAGUUGGAGCUCACGGAGACGCGUACCCCUUCGAUGGCCCCCGAGGGACCCUGGCUCACGCCUUCGCGCCCGCCGAGGGACUGGGAGGGGACACGCACUUCGACGACGAGGAGAAAUGGACAAUGGGCACUAACGGAUUCAACCUGUUCACGGUGGCGGCCCACGAGUUUGGCCACGCUCUGGGCCUGGCACACUCCAGUGACCCCUCUGCCCUGAUGUACCCCACCUACAAGUACCAGGACCCCCGGGGGUUCAAGCUGCCCAGCGACGAUGUGAAAGGCAUCCAGUCUCUGUACGGAUCUGCCAAUAAAAAUCAGGAGAAGCAUGAGAAAGAGGACCACCAGAACAGGCAGCAAAUCCCCGUCCCUCCGGUGCCUCAGCCUCCCUACUGGCCAGUCCCCCGACACCCGGACAUGUGCGACAACGACCUGACCUUCGACGCCGCGGCGGUCUUCGGAAACGAGCUGCUGUUCUUCAAGGAUGGCUUCCUCUGGCGGAGACAGUCCCGGCUGAAAGAUGUCCGGCCCGGUUACAUCAGGACCUCUUUUCCACAGCUGCUCACGAGCAUCGACGCUGCCUAUGACGUGCCCGAGAAAGGAUUGGCCUACCUCUUUAAAGGAUCCAAUUACUGGACGUCCCGGGGGUUCCAGAUGGUGGGGGGUCCCAGGUCAAUCACAGACUUCGGCCUGCCCAGCCGCGUGCGACAGGUGGACGCCGCGGUCUACCUGAAAGACAUGAAGCAGACCCUGUUCUUCGUCGGAAACGAGUUCUACAGUUACAACCACGCGAUGCUGCGAAUGGAUGACGGCUAUCCCAGAAAGAUUGAAGAGGAGUUUUCAGGAAUUAGAGGCAAAGUCGAUGCUGCUGUUGCAGUAAAUGGAUUUCUCUACCUGUUCUCUGGGCCCAAUGCCUAUAAAUAUGACAGCGACCGGGAGGAUGUUAUCCGUGUUGUAAAGGCCAAUUCCUGGCUCGGCUGCUGACCGGGAGUGCUCAACGGACAGACAGACAAAGCAGGAAAAAGCAGGAGAUUUAAAGACACAUUUCUAACCCUCUGUGUGAAUAACGUAUAAAGGACCAGCAUAGACAUGUCAUAGACACACUCAUGUCUUUAAAGUAGAACCCUUAACAAUGAACACGGGAAGAAGAAAAUCCUUAAUUUAUUUGUUUUAUUCAUAUUUUUUUUAAUUUUUAGGAAGGUACAGUAAGUGUGUUUUGUGCUAUAAAACAGCCCCCGCUCAGUUCUUGUUCCAUGUCUCUGCAUGAGGAGCUGGCAGCUGGCUUAACUUUGGUGUUAUCAGAUACUGUAGCUGUAGGUCUGUCGAGUUGUUUGUGUCACUCUGUGUUUUAAAGACCUGAACACACGACCACGUCAAUGACACCAACCAGUAAAACCAUCAGCUACAUAUGGAGGUUGGCCCCACAGCCCAGAGGUCGCGGGUUCGAAUCUGGGCUGUGCCGAUGGCCAGCUGUACCCAGGAAUCCUCGCAGCGUGGCACUGGAUUAGUAAAGCUCCGCCUGGAAUGGGUGGGGUGGGCCCGGCCCCCAGCCCCUCAGCCGGGGGGCUUCAGGGAUGCCAGCGGAAGUCUUGGCUCACAGCUGGGCAGAGUGCGGCUAGGAGAUGUGGCAUCCCGAGCGAGUCCUGCACUGGGCAGAGUUGAGAACAGGCGGCUCUGGUAGGAACAGGCACCUUGCAGCAGGUUCUGGAGGAUUGUCUCCAGUGUGGUUCCCCUCUGAGGAGACCGACAGACUUUAUGAUCAGCUCGUACAGCAAUGGGAGGAAGCAGAAUGGUGGAGAAAAAUGACGUCCCUCUACAUCCCCCAGAAGCCAAACUGAGGGUUUGCCUAGUGCCCACCGUUACCCCACCACUGGCUGUUGCUGGUUAUGGGUGUUUUGGGCUGUGGGUCAUCCCCCCACCACUAGGGGGUGCAGUGGGAGAAAGAUCCACCAGCUGGCCUCCUCCUACUGCAAUGCUAAUAUAUGCAAAGUUCACAACAGUGCUAUAUAGUAAAACAGUGAGACAAAAAAAAUGACACUCAAGCAGGGAAAAACAGGGACUAACAUCAGAAGGAAAUCAUAUAGCCUGAAUAUGAAGAGGAAGGAAAUGAGUUGGAUAGACUGACUGGUUCAGAGCCUGGCGGGAGGAGAGCUACAGACACUGCAGUACAGCUGCAGCCUACUCCCCUAGAGCACAGUGCCUGAGACAGGGAGGGCAACAGGGCAGCAGGACAACAGGGCAGUCUUAUACAGAAGGAGGGUCUUUCAGGGCACUUCUGAGAGUUUCCUGCAGAGAAUACGGGAAGAGCCGAAUACUCCCAAGCUAUUUGGUCAUCCUAAUCAUUUUUUAUGUGAGAUUAGGGAGGAGGGAUAGCAAAUGUAUAUGUAUUUUCAAGAAUUCAGUUUUUUGUAUUGCAAGAAUGAAUGCAUAUCAUUUCUCAGUUUUGUACUAUGAAAUGUUUUGUGUUGAAUCUGUGCCGCUGCAUUUGAUGAUUCUUCUGUGUGGGAGUUUCUAAUGGGAAGAGAUAAAACAUUGUGCAAUACUCAUAUCGCCUGCUUCAGCUGGGCCAGUCCAAUCCCCUUUUCUUUCACAUACUGGUAAUAUAGCAUCAUUUAGAAAACACAUUCUCCCUCCAUUUGGCUUUCUUGUGAUUUUAUACUGCACAAGCACAUGUGAUGACCAGGCCUAUGUCAAUGGCACAGCAGAAAGAUUAGUCUGGAAAAUGUGUGGCCACCACAUUUCUGAACAUAAAGACAGGAGGAUAUUCAUGUGUUGUUCCCAGUAGGUCUCCAAUCCCUAGAAGACAUUAAGUAAUUUUAACACAAAAAAGCAUCUGAAAAACUCUAAUGAUCUUUAAAAAUAAUUAUUAUUAUUUUUAAAUGUAUUUAUAUUACUCACAAUCUUUUGUGGCAAUGUGUUAUGCUUUUAGACCCCUAAUUCAGGUAAUUUAAAGUGCCUUUGCGAAAUAUACAGCCCCCUUACUGUGAUGUGCCAUUGUGUACAGAUACAAAAUGAUUCAUGCACAUUUUCUUAAAAUCAGUAUUUUAUUCAAACCAUGAAAGCUCAAACUGAAGACAUCUGUGUGUAAGAUAGGUUACAGUAAAUGCCAGCAGAAAUUACAAAAACCUGAUUUAUCUUGACUGCAUAAGUAUUCAUAUGUAUACUAUUGACAAUUGCCUGGUGUGAUUUCUGCCCUUAUAGUUUUCUUCUUACAGUUUCACCCUACAUGAGGCAAUCGCUCUUUGACAUAGAUCGCAACACUAAACCAGGUGUCACUAAAGUGAAAGAAGUGUCCAAGCCCCAUACACACUUGUUGUAAAUCAGGGUAAAUACAUCUGGAGGCUGGCAUUCUUCUGGAUGCAUCGGCUCACAAGACUACUAGCACACUAAAUGUUCACUCACAGUGGGAUAAAAUAAUCAGAACCUGAAAGGUUUUUCUGUACAGCCAAAACUAAAA